Messenger RNA from Amphibalanus amphitrite, 1299 nucleotides. Its product is annotated as mitochondrial translation release factor in rescue-like. Lineage: Eukaryota; Metazoa; Arthropoda; Thecostraca; Balanomorpha; Balanidae. Gene Ontology annotation, cellular component: mitochondrion. Gene Ontology annotation, molecular function: translation release factor activity. Gene Ontology annotation, biological process: translational termination. Bases 521 to 1015 code for a protein of 164 amino acids. The transcript has 4 exons. The record is from RefSeq and is a predicted model, not a curated record.
GUUUUCUGCAUAUGCAAACAUUUUGAUUUGGCAAACAUACCAAGAAACAUACCUACCCAACAUACCCUCCCAGGCAUUCCCAGGCAUACCUACCCCUACCUGCCCCUACCCAUAUCAUUAAUAGCUAAAAAGGUUUCAAGUUGCAGUGAUAUAUAGUCUACACUCUAGUCACAUAAGUGUAUUUAGUAAGUAAUAAGUCUACCUACGUACUCAUACAGCAUUCCUAUUGCAAUUGAUUGAUUGUAAUAAAGAUUGAGUUUUAACUUCAACUUUUAAUGUUGGGCAUUAUGAAGAAGAUCAAGUCCGAGUGAUGUCGGCUCCCAGCACCGCCCAGGUGCUCCAGCUCUACCGGCACCUGCUGCGCUACGGCCAGACUCUGCAGCUCACCGACAGGCUCUACUUCUACCGACGCGUUCGGGGAGAGUUCGAAAGGUCGCGACUGGUUGAGGAGGAACAGCGCCGCCGGUUUCUCUUCGAGAAGGGGCGCGCCGUCCUGAGUCGGCGGCGUCUCGUCUGAGCGAUGCUGGGCGGUGUGCUACGGACGGCGGCCGUCCUGCUGCGGGCGACGCCACGCUGUCCGGCGGCGGCGGCGGCGCGGCUGGCCGGUACACAGGGUAUCGACUGGUCGCGGUUCCCGCAGCUGGAUGAGCGAGAGCUGGAGGAACGGUUCGUGCGCGGCGGCGGUCCCGGCGGCCAGAGCGUCAACAAGACGGCCAACUGCGUCUCGCUGAAACACGUACCCACCGGGUUGGUGGUCAAGUGCCACGAGUCCCGGUCUCUGGAGGUGAACCGGCGCCAGGCCAGACACCUGUUGGCGGAGCGGCUGGACCGUGCGCUGAACGGUGACGCGUCUGUGGCCGCCCAGCGGGAGCGGGAGGAGCAGCAGCGGAGGCAGCGUGGCGACUUGCAGCGUCGCCGGCGCCGAGACAGAAAGGAUCAGUGGCGCCGGCAGCGCAGCGCAGAGGCCAGCCCCGAGGGAGCGCACUCAGAUCGCACGGGAGUGGAUAAUACGUAGUGUUGAACUAUAGAGUCACAGAGUGAAAGACUGUUAAAAUGUUCGAGCUGGAAUGAAGGAGACUUGUUUGGUAAGCUCCAACCAUGAAGACACCAUAUUGUCAUGGUCAUGAACCGCAUCUCACAGUGAGGUGUAUGGUGCUUGUGAUAGAAACCAUUAUGCCAUUCUCGAAAGGGUUUUGAUACCGAAUGGAAUGUUCUUUCAGAGAGUAGUGGCACACACAUUUCAAACGUUUGAGAUCUAUAUUAUGUCGUCGCUUGUGAAUAAAUACUGAUGAAGCUCAA